CCGGUUGAUGAAACUUUUUCCACUUUCGCAGACCGAUUUGGCCUGAAUUUCUCAAGAAAUAAGUAUCUUACAAGCAAUUUGAGAUGACAUCUGGGGUGGCUGUGAAUGAUGAAUGUGUCAAAGUUCUAGAAGAGGUCCGAAUGCACCGGAAAUAUAGAUACGUCAUCUUCAGUUUAGCAGACAAUUUCAAGGAAAUCAAAAUUAAGAAAACGGGCAGACGAGAUGCAGAUUAUCAAGAAUUUCUCGAAGAUAUGAAUGAUGCCAUGAAAGAGAGACAAUGUCGUUAUGCCAUUUAUGACGUUGACUUCCUAAUAAGCGAUUGUGACUGCCAACAAAACAGAUCAAAAAUCAUUUUUAUUUUAUGGAGUCCAGAUAAUGCCACCGUCAAACAGAAAAUGCUCUACUCCAGUAGUAAAGGUGCACUCCGUUUGAAAUUAGCAGGUGUCGGCAAGGAACUCCAGGCGACGGACGAGGAGGAACUCUGUUGGACAGCCCUCAUGGACAAAUGCCUAGAGAGGGAGACCUAUUAAAAAAGACAAUUGCACAUCCUGAGACAAUUGCACAUCCGGAGACAAUAGCACAACCUUGGAUAUCUGAACCCCUCUCAUCUUUGCUACUUGUGCUUUUAGCGCAGAACAUGUCCUCUUACUAUUCUGUUGUAAAUUGAGAUCUGGAGGAUCGUUUUUUUCACUUAUGGUAAUUUUGUCAAUUAGGCCCAUAAUAUUGUACUCGGGAGUAUUUUUUUAUGGAUGUUUCAUACCAUGGAGAGUGGGUUUUAAUCUGAGGACACUGAUUGUGAUAUGAGUAUUAGCGCAGACCAUGACCUUCAUUGAAAGCACCAGACCCCAAAUUGAUAACGAUGAGGGUUCCAGUCCUUUAAUUGUUAUCGAAUUACAUUUCCAUCCGUUCUGUAUAUUUAACUGGCUUAUUACCCUAAAGCGUUCUGCAUAAAACCUAGCUUGCCGAUGAAUGCACUGAUUUAAAUGUGUUAUAUACUGUCUGCGAAUAGGAAUUUUGCGGUGCACUUUCUGAUAUUCAUUGAUUCCAUCUUGUUGCCCUGUAGAAACUGAUGAUGGAAUAGCUGUAAAUGUCAAAACUACCAAUUAAGGCCCUGGUGUGUUAAAAUGAGUGUAAAUAUUUGUUAUUUAUUUUAAAGUUUUAUCUUUUAAUUUUUGUUAUCAAAGAAGAGUGAAAUAUGAAUAUACCGGUUAUGGGACACUGAAGGCGUCCCAGCAUUUUUUAAAAUGCUGCAUACAUACAUGAGUCGAUUGCAAGUCCGUUCUGGUCCAUAACCUGUAUAAUCAUUUGAAUCGCCCGAGUAGAAACCACCCAAGAUUUAGCUUUACUUUUAGUUAAUUUUCUCUCUGCUUCCAAUGUUUUGUUGAUAAGAAUAUGUCUGUGAUGACCCUUAAGUAGGUUAGUAAACCCCGCUCAUACCGUCCACUCGUUGUUUGUAUAUCUGUUUAUAUUUACCCACCAGUUGUUGACAUUUUAUACA
Lineus longissimus is the source of this 1498-nucleotide messenger RNA. RefSeq lists its product as uncharacterized. Gene Ontology annotation, cellular component: actin cytoskeleton; actin cortical patch; cytoplasm. Lineage: Eukaryota; Metazoa; Nemertea; Pilidiophora; Heteronemertea; Lineidae. The record is from RefSeq and is a predicted model, not a curated record. Gene Ontology annotation, biological process: actin filament fragmentation; actin filament severing. Gene Ontology annotation, molecular function: actin filament binding. The transcript has 4 exons. Bases 84 to 530 code for a protein of 148 amino acids.